GCGAGCGGUAGAAGUAAGAGGGACUUCGGAGUUAUGGUGCGAGGCAGGCUACGGAGGAAUACGGGCAACUCAUAACGUUAAAUAUAUAAUAUCCUUUAGGUAUACCGAUAUUGUGUUAUUCCGUGGACCGGUGGACCCGCUUGUGUGCGCCUGUCACGAAGUGCAUUCCAGAAGCUCUACACAAUCAUUCAUUUCCAUUUUAAGAAGAGAGAGACGGAGACCGAAAGAAUUCGCUGGUACUCCUAAAAAGUUGCAGUGAGGUGAGUGAAGAAGACAUGGUGGAUUAUUAUGACAUUCUGGGAGUGUCAAGAAAUGCCUCUCCGGAGGACAUCAAGAAGGCCUACAGGAAGCAGGCUCUGAGAUGGCACCCGGACAAGAACCCAGACAACAAGGAGGAGGCAGAGGGGAAGUUUAAGGAGCUGGCUGAGGCCUACGAAGUUCUGUCAGACCGAAGCAAGCGAGAGGUGUAUGAUACCUAUGGUGAAGACAGAAUGCCCAACAACGCAGGCUCCAGUAGACAUCCCGCUCCGGAAGAUUUCCCAGGGUUCACCUUCACAUUCCGCAGUCCAGAGGAAGUGUUUCGGGAAUUCUUCGGAGGCCAGGAUCCUUUCGCCAAUUUCUUCGAUGACUUUGCGUUCGGAAGAGGGAUGCAGAGUGGCUUCCAUGGACAUCCUGGUGCUUCCAGGCUCGGCCCCAGCCGAUUCUUCUCCUUCCCCUCGGCUGGAGUGCAUGACUUCACCUCUUUCUCGUCCUCCAUGGGAGGAAUGAUGGGGGUGAACAGCAUGGGAGGAGGGAUGGGGAAUUUCAAGUCUGUCUCCACUUCUACGCGCGUCAUCAAUGGCAAACGCACUACCACCAAGAAGAUCAAAGAAAACGGUCAGGAGAGAACAGAGAUCGAGGAAGACGGGGUCUUGAAGACAGUGCUCAUCAAUGGUGUGGAGGAUGAGUUGGCCUUGGCUCUGGAGCUCAGCAAGAGAGACCAGCUGCCCCCCAGCCAGCCCUCACACACACCCAGGCAACACCUCCAGAAGCAGGCAGAGAGGAUGGUACCAGUGGAGCUCCAGACCCAGACCCAUCCACACCGACCCAGCCCCGGCUCUGGCCAGCCCUCACACACACCCAGGCAACACCUCCAGAAGCAGGCAGAGGGGAUGGUACCAGUGGAGCUCCAGACCCAGACCCAUCCACACCGACCCAGCCCCGGCUCUGGCCAGCCCUCACACACACCCAGGCAACACCUCCAGAAGCAGGCAGAGGGGAUGGUACCAGUGGAGCUCCAGACCCAGACCCAUCCACACCGACCCAGCCCCGGCUCUGGCCAGCCCUCACACACACCCAGGCAACACCUCCAGAAGCAGGCAGAGGGGAUGGUACCAGUGGAGCUCCAGACCCAGACCCAUCCACACCGACCCAGCCCCGGCUCUGGCCAGCCCUCACACACACCCAGGCAACACCUCCAGAAGCAGGCAGAGAGGAUGGUACCAGUGGAGCUCCAGACCCAGACCCAUCCACACCGACCCAGCCCCGGCUCUGGCCAGCCCUCACACACACCCAGGCAACACCUCCAGAAGCAGGCAGAGGGGAUGGUACCAGUGGAGCUCCAGACCCAGACCCAUCCACACCGACCCAGCCCCGGCUCUGGCCAGCCCUCACACACACCCAGGCAACACCUCCAGAAGCAGGCAGAGGGGAUGGUACCAGUGGAGCUCCAGACCCAGACCCAUCCACACCGACCCAGCCCCGGCUCUGGCCCCCGGUCUAUGGCCCAGCGCUCCUUCAGCUCAGCCCCCUACUUCCACUGCCCUGACGUCCCCAGCGAGGAAGAGGAGGAGGAAGAUCUCCAGAUGGCCCUGGCCUACAGCCUGUCUGAGAUGGACUCCCAGCAGAGAGUGUCCGUCGCGGCUUCAGCAGCAGACGUCAUCUCAGACUCAGACUUCCAGGCCUUCACAGGCUGAUCUGAUUGGCCGUUGCCCAUCUGACCCCUGACCUCUGAGCCUGAGGUCAAAGGUCAAAUCUCCCAUGGUGCACCUUGUCUCUCAGCCCCGCGACUUACUGUACCAGCUGAUCAACACUUUUCAAAGUUUUAUUUGAAAAAGAAAAUUAAACUGACAAAUACAAAUGUAUGUACUUCUAUGUGUGAGUGUGUAUAUAGCUAAAUGAAAAGUUUCUUUGUAAAGUAUUUUGAAUCACAAACAACUCAUCUACAUUAAAUCAUUUGCAUUUUAAACUGUCUUAUAGGAGAAUGUGUCCUGGAAAGCAUUUUAAAUCAUGACUACAUGUUUCAAUACCAUGGAAAGGUGUGAUACUAGAGUAAUCUAUAUUCAUUGAAAGCUGAUAAAUUUGCAACUCAAAUAUUUA
This is a messenger RNA of Coregonus clupeaformis (lake whitefish), 2358 nucleotides long. RefSeq names its product dnaJ homolog subfamily B member 6. Gene Ontology annotation, molecular function: Hsp70 protein binding. The record is from RefSeq and is a predicted model, not a curated record. Lineage: Eukaryota; Metazoa; Chordata; Actinopteri; Salmoniformes; Salmonidae.